Molecule: messenger RNA, 2165 nt
Organism: Portunus trituberculatus (swimming crab)
Lineage: Eukaryota; Metazoa; Arthropoda; Malacostraca; Decapoda; Portunidae
Product: 26S proteasome non-ATPase regulatory subunit 9-like
Exons: 6
Coding region: 180-782 (200 amino acids)
Biological process (GO): proteasome regulatory particle assembly
Cellular component (GO): cytoplasm; nucleus
Molecular function (GO): protein binding
Source: RefSeq, a predicted model, not a curated record
GUUUUUGUUUGUUUACAUCCUCUUCGUCGCGGGUUGUUACGCUGCAUUGCGACUUGUCAUCAUAAGUUACUCAUCAUCACCACUAACCAUUCUGUGCCUAGUCAUACCUAAGGAUCUGAGUGAACAACGUGUGUCAGGCGGUGCUGUUCAACUGAUUCAUCUGCUGGGAUCACGCCAAGAUGAUUUACACGAGAGAGAGUGUGAUGGGCCUCGUGCAAGAAAAGGAAAAGGUGGAGCAGACCCUUAAGGAGCUAUGGGACGUGCUCAAAUCGAACAAUGUUGGGUUGAGUGAGUCUCUUAUUGACUCAGAGGGCUACCCAAGGUCAGACAUUGAUGUCUAUCAAGUCCGUCAUGCACGCCAUCAGAUUAAGUGCCUCCAGAAUGACCACACAGCCCUCCUACGGCGCAUUGAGGAAGGCCUUGCUGUGAUGCUGAGUCCCUCUGCCUCUCCCAACCUUGAUCCAAAUGGCACCAAUGCUCCCCCACCUCCACAGAAUUUUGAACCUUUUGCCAAGGUGGACCAUGUCAUGCCUGGAUCUCCUGCUAACAUGGCUGGCCUCCAGGAGGGUGACCUGCUUAGCAAGUUUGGCUCCGUCACUGCUGAGAACUUCUGCAAUCUAACCAAUGUGGCAGCAGUGGUGCAGCACUCAGUCAAUUCUGCCAUUCAGGUGAGAGUGCAGCGUGGAGGAGACAGUAUAACCCUCAGCCUUACACCUCGCCAGUGGUCAGGACGGGGCCUCCUUGGGUGCAACCUACUCCCCUAUGAACGCCUCGACCGAUAAUGCUGGGGAUCUGCAGGAGGUACUAGCUCAAGGCUUUCCAGCAAUUAAUGAGUGAUUUGGGAAUGUUGAAAUAUGACAUGAUUAUGUUGUUAUGAAUGGAUUUUUCAUGAAUGAAUGAAUUAGUUAUUAAUUAAGGUUGGUAAGCAGUUUGAUUAUUAGAAAGUAUAGAUUUUACAUAAAAGAAAACAUUUAAGAUAUCACAGUUUUAAGAAUUAAUGAGGUAGUCCAUUGACAGCAAUAAGUUGAAGAUUAGAGUAUCAGUGAGUCUCAUUUGGCACUUUUGUGACGAACAAAAAAUACUUGUAGCUUGUCAUCAUGCACCUUCAAUUUAUCUUGUGAAAGUAAUAUCCAUGAUGGAAACUUUACUCCCUGGCUGUCGUUGUCUUUACUUGUAGUAAAUGUUGUCAUUUGUGUGUUGCAGACACACACAAAAUGUCCAACUUUCAAAUUUGCAGAGAAAAGGCUGUGAAACUUCAUGAGAAGAAUAGUUCAAAACUUUAACCAAAGAAGUAAAACAUGGAAACUAUUAUUGUAGCCACCACCAGAAUAAUUACUCUAAAACUGUUACAAUACAGCAAAACAUAACUGUAUCAUUUGUCCUGUUAGAAUUAUUUCCUCUUAAUUUGAUUGAUUUAUUAAUGCUUUGUGGGUGGAUGCUUUUGUAAACACAUGAUUAAGAUUGGUGGCCUUAGUGGGAGGCCAAUCACUUAAUGAAUGAUGGAUACCAUUAUUCAAGUGAAAUGUGUUGUUUUGUUCUCACUAAUGAUUAAUUGUUAGCUGGAAGAAAAAGCUAGAAAGAGUUGCAUGAUAUCAGCCGGUAUUAAUUAUUAUCUCUAGUUUGUUUUAGAACAUAUAUACAAAAUGAAUAGGUUAUUAAUAUACACUUAGUUUUCCUUUAUUCAUAUGAAGGAAAUUGGUGUCUAGUGGUUUGAAAGAAUAUCUGCAUUUUUCUUGGAUUUUCAAAAUUUGUGGAUGUCUCUUUGAUCUUGCAGAAUGACAAUGCUUUUGUCUUCAUUAGAUAACUUUUGGAACAUUAAAAUGCUGGAAAAUAAUAUGAAUAUCAUUGCUAAGAUAUGUGUGAAUAUUUAUUUGUGAAUGUGAAUACAUUUCAUUGAGGCAUAUCUUACUCAAUAAGGAUAUAGAUUGAUGGAUCAUUGUGACUUCUGAAUAUAUGUAAAUCAUAGAGAAGCUCAAUAUACAUCAGGUAGAGAAGAGUUUGGAAUCAAUAAGUUAUGUGAAUGUUUUUGUUAUAUAAUGAAAAUUGUUAAGACUCAGUGGUGCAGGGAGGAUGCCAGCACUGUAAAGCUGAAGGUCAGUUGAUAGAGCCUGAGCCAAGAGUCAUUUGGUGGGAGAAUAAAGUGUUCUGUAAAUCUUAUGACACAA